This is a messenger RNA of Colletotrichum graminicola M1.001, 3870 nucleotides long. RefSeq lists its product as uncharacterized. Bases 1 to 3870 code for a protein of 1289 amino acids. The transcript has 3 exons. The record is from RefSeq and is a predicted model, not a curated record. Lineage: Eukaryota; Fungi; Ascomycota; Sordariomycetes; Glomerellales; Glomerellaceae.
AUGCACCAACCACCCCCGGCUGACCAGUCCACCUUUGAGUCGCGGGCGCAGUACAACUUGCAGGCCACGGCCGACGACGACGAUGAGGAUGAACACUACGAGUUGGAGAAGAUCCCUCCCCCGAUCCCAGAAAGACCAAACUACCGACCGAAACCGCUACAAUGGCCCUUCAUCGUUUGCGUCAUUGUCAUUCUGACUGUAAUGAUGGCUCUGGUGGUGUACGCUUGUGAGACGAUGCCCAACUCCGACAGCACGGCGACCAUCCUGCCUCGCCACGUCAUACAACCACGACAACAGCCGAGCUCUGGGUCCUCGGUCGCGGAGCCAUCGCCGUCUUCAAAGCCUGAACCGAAGGCGUUUAAUUCUCAAGUCAGCGUCGUUUCUUCCGGCAACGGAGAGCUCUCCACAACGUCGGAGCAGAAGCAGCCUCCAUCCUCAUCAUUGACUCAAGCGCAGCCUGCAUCUAAAGCCAACACGCAGCAGGCUGCUUCGUCCCCGGACUCCGUAGUCAUUCCUAACAAAUCGACGUCGGCAAUCAUUUUAUCGAGCAGCCCUGCUGAGAAAACAGGUACCCCGAUCGCAACGGUAAUAUCGGAGCGAACUUCGGGCGCAUCUUCUUCUCGGCCGUCAAUUACAAGCAAGGUAGAUGAGAAAACAUCAUAUACAAGUACCGGGGUAACGAGCCAGGCUUCAAUACCCAUUCCAUCUUCGGAGGGGUCAGAGAAACCGUCUUCGAGCGUUAUCAAUGGCUCGGAUGCUUCGACCCAGUCCCUCAUCACCGCCUCAGAGUCAGAGGAUGUGAGGCAAAUGAAGGGCUCCUCAGCAUCUAUAUCCACAGUGUCCGGGGCGAGGAGUGCUGUGGUGUCCCCACCAGGCCUGACAGACCAGCGCAAGGCGCCGGGUACUGGAACUACCACCUUGUCCACAACUUCGACCCUGUCAUCUACAUCUAUGAGCACCACGCGGAAGCCCACCAGCAGCGAUGAGGUGAUGUUGAUAAGCAAGUCGACGUUCACCUCAACUCUGACGAGUAACGGUUCCACGGUCACGUACAGCACCAACUACACAUCAUUCGUGUCCUCGACGUUCACGACCCUCAUCCCAACAACGUUCUCUGACGGGACCGGCACGUAUCCAGCCACCCCAAGCGCAAUCACCCGGACAACAACGAGAACAGAGGUGGGCACCAGCUUCAUGACAACCAUGAGCUUGCCUAUGACCACAACCCGAGUCAUUCCUAUCAGCGAUGGUCCUGCAGGCUCCUCCCUGACAACCACCCAAAUGACGACCCGCAUGGUAACCUCGGCCGUCGUGGUAACUCCAGGAACCGUCAUCGAGGUAACGACCGAGUUUCCAGAGCAGACUCCGGGUGGUGAUGAGGAUGUGCCACUAUCGACAGGCUUCUAUACAUCUGUCGUUGUCACUGCCAUACCAACCACCAUCGCUACCAUAGCCACAUCGACAGGGCCUGCCGUGGUGUAUGUGUCAGUCGGGACCACGGAGAUAACAAUAGUGUCCACCAUCAGUAGAGACUCCGGGGAACAGCAGAACGCUAACCCGACUCCAGUCACCCAUGUCAUCACCAGCGUCUUCGACCAAAAGAUCGUGACAGUUGUUGAGACUGGUGCACCCCAAAGGCUCGUAGUCACCGACGGAGGUGUUUUUACUGCGGUGUUCACCCCUCCACCAGUGACUGUUGUGACGAGAAACGGCGGGCAGGAAGCUGAAAUGGUCAUCACAGUGACCCCGUCCCUGGACGUAGCGUUAGUCGCUGUCCCUACCAUCAUUUCGGGGAAAACCACACUCCUGGCGGUUGAAUCUACGAUUGGGGCAUUCAGACCAGUAUCGCUCACCCUCGUUUCUCAAGUGGGCGGCAGCACCAGCGUCUUUACGACUACCGAUCCGCCGGAGACUGUCAGAACCGUGAUCGACGGGAAGGAAACCACGAUAGUGCGAACACCGGCCCCAAGGGAGUACACUUCGGUCGUUGGGGGGACGCCGACAACGGUUGAGGUCAUCACCACGCCCACAGGCACCAUGCCGAUGUUAUUUACUGUCAUAACAACUAUCGGUGGAAGCGUGAGCACCAUCGUAUCGACUCCGGUGCCGAUAACUUUGGUUACGUCGAUCUCGGGCAAGCUUAGCACAAUCACCUCAACACCCCGCCCAACUACCCGCCUGUCAACGAUAAUGGCAUCGACAGUGACAUUCACUUCUGUCUCUAGCCCAACAAUAACAGGCUCUGCCGAAAAUAUCAUCACUAAAGUCGAGCGUGUUGGUUUCACUGGCGGAGACUACUUUGUCGGAAAGUUUCUUCCGGUUAUCCUAGCCGUCACGAUUACCAUUCCACUGCGGAUCAUCGAUCUCAACGCGAAGCUAUACCAACCCUUCUUUGCAAUGGCGCAGGAGGGGGGCGCGUUGGGAAAAAACAGUCUUACUCUCCAGUUUGAUGGAUGGGAGGGCUUUUUGACACCGUUCAAGGUCCUUAUGCAGGGGCAUCCGGUACCGUUCAUCACGACAUUGAUGUUGUGGUCAUCGGCCUUGCUGGUACCAUUGGCUACCGAAGCAAUCGGCAUGAAGCUUCACGGGACGUGCAAAAUCACCGCCAUUGAAGGCUGUGGCAUCCGGCUCGGCGUAUCCACGUUAUCUGCUCACGCACUCGUCGCCAUGAUUGUGUUCAUCAUCGCCCUACUCCUUGUGCUCCUCUAUUUGCUACGCAACUGGGAGACAGGCCUCCACGCGAACCCCUGGAGUAUUGCAGGGGUAUCGUCACUAGCUAGGAACGCCAGCAUCCGGUCACAGAUAAUCGACUUCAAGGCCAGCGAAAAGGCCAUGACGGAGAAAAGAUACAUGCUUGGCUACUUCGAGAACGGCCAGGGCAAGGACGAGUACGGUAUCAUUUACUACGAUGACUCCUCUCAGAACUUGCAGGCAGCUGGGUCCGGUGCACUGCCCAACGACGACGAGCUAGACGGAAUAAAUCAGCGCAACGUUGGAAACAAGCUCCACAAGCCUGUUCCGUUCAUCGCGCUGACGUACUGGUGGCGAUUGGGCUUCAUCUUUUUCCUUGCUUCACUGUUCAUCUUGGUCGUGUAUUAUCACGUUACACUCCAGGUUCGAAGUUCCUUUCAAGAAGCAACGGACAGUCAGUCUUGGGGUGUCCGAUUCUUCCUCUCGGCAUUAGGAGUCAUUAUAGUCUUUUGCUGGGAAUCCAUCUUCGUCAGCAUCGCCAUCAUCAGUCCAUACUACCACAUGGAGCGCCAGUCGCAGCAGCCUGAGUCAUCGAUACUCCUGACCCGACCUACAAACAGCUUUUACGGAAUCUACGCUGCUAUCCUCGAAGGCAAUGUUGUCCUUAUGCUUGCGGCGUUCAUGGCAAUCUUAGCAGAGUUUCUUCCUAUUCUACUCACCAACAUUCCGUACAAUCUUACACAGACACUUGCCACCCAUAACAUGUGUGCCGUCGCUAGCAUCUCGAUCCUGGCGCUUAUGCUGGCGACACUUGUGGCCAGUCUGUUUACCAAGUGGCCUGACAUGCCAGUUGACCCUCGUAGCAUCGCGGGCGCCAUGUACUACAUCAAUGAAAGCAGGAUGUUGGAGGACUUCGAGGGUCUAUCGAAAUUGAGUUCCGAUGACAGGGAGAAGAAGGUCAAAGAACUGGGCAGGAGAUACUUCUAUGGCGCCAUUAGCGGGAAGGAUGGGAGGCGCAUGGCUGUUGAUUCGAUUGAGAGUGUUGAAUGUACGGCAUAUACUGGUGGAACCAAGAGGAGGUUCAUCACGAGUAUGAUGACGAGGAACGUUCAUCUGAACAUGAAUUGGGGAGCCAUGAGGCGGAUCACGACACUGGGCAUGAACGGGCGCAAAGGAUGA